UUGUGAUUUUCAGUCUUUAUAUAUUUUUUAUUCAAAUCCAUUAAUUUAUCUGUAAUUCGCAAUUUAAACGUUACAGCGCAUUUUUAACGCUAAUUAAUAAGUUAAUAUCCGUGAGCAUUUUGCGAGUAACUUUUUAAAUCAAUUCACUUAUAGCGCAAUACAAAAUGUUGGAGGUUAUAAAUGGAUUUCUCUUGGUUUAUUUUGUUAUUUUAUGUACACUCAGUGUAUUGGUUCCUCAGUUAGUGAAACCGAUAGCUGCAUGUUUCUCAAGACCUUCCAAUGAGGAAAGAACAAUAUGGUCCCAAAUCUUGAAACUGAAAUCAGAACAGAAAAGCAUAUCCAUGAAGGACGAGUUUGCUGCCUAUUCUAAGAUACAGCGAAAGAUAAACAAACUUGAGAGUCAACUGAAAGAUGAUUCGCAGACGCGUAUCGGGAAGAAUAUCGCUGUCAAAGGUACUAUACAACUGGCUCUUCAGAUCGGAGUGGGUGUCACGACGCUGCUAUCUGUCAUCUGGUUCAGGCGGGAACCUAUCGUAGCUCUGAAAGGCGACCUAUUCCCCCUGACUACAAUGCUACGGUACCCGAGUGACAUGCCAAAUGCUAUUUCCACUCACGUGUGGGUACUGAUAUCCAAUGUAUCAAUCAGAACUCUUCUGAAACCCAUAAUCUCGUAAUUAAUUGUCUGUUAUUUCUGUUUUAAUUUAUUUGCAUUGAUGUUGGAAUGGUUUUGAAAUAAAUAGUUUUUACAUUUGCA
Messenger RNA from Helicoverpa armigera (cotton bollworm), 754 nucleotides. Its product is annotated as guided entry of tail-anchored proteins factor 1. NCBI's taxonomy places the organism in Eukaryota, Metazoa, Arthropoda, Insecta, Lepidoptera, Noctuidae. Gene Ontology annotation, biological process: tail-anchored membrane protein insertion into ER membrane. Bases 165 to 674 code for a protein of 169 amino acids. The record is from RefSeq and is a predicted model, not a curated record. The transcript is spliced from 2 exons. Gene Ontology annotation, cellular component: GET complex. Gene Ontology annotation, molecular function: protein-membrane adaptor activity.